AUGGAACCUUAUUUCUUAUCUCAACCAACACAAAGCAUAUUUUUUGCAGACAUUAGUAACAAUCAACUUCCGGUCCUAGAUGUGUCAAACUUGAUGUCCCUAUUUCCAUUCUGCUCAAUCGAUUACACCUCGAAUGUUAUUGAACACCUCGUAAAUGAACUUGACUUCACUUUGGACCCAGAAAAACAUUAUGGCCCUGGAUUUGUACAUCUAAAUGAAAAUGCUUUUGAACAGUUUCCUGACUUUGCUGAUCUACUGAAUCUCGAAAGCUUGCAACAGCUGGGACAGCUUAUAUCAUUUGGUUUUGACCUUCGUGGUUUAGACCUUAAAUGUGAUUGCAACUUUGAGCCAUUUCGGGACUUGGCUAUUGCUAUAAAAGAAACGCUUUGGCAUGAUUAUAUGAAUAUCACAUGCAAAAGCCCAGAAAACUUAAAGGGUAAGACGGCAGUAUAUGUGAACCCUUUAUUGCUCAAUUGCACAUUAGAAAGGGAAGACAACUGUCCGAGAAAUUGCAAAUGUGUUGAUCAGCCUUAUACAAACACAGUCUAUGUUGAUUGUUCGGAUUUAGCACUUCGUGAAAUGCCCGAAAAUCUACCAAACUCAACCUUCUCAGCUUAUAUUCAUCUAAAUCUAUCGAAUAAUUACAUCACUGAACCGAAAGACACCAACUACGUACACAAGCUUACAGUGCUAGAUCUGUCAGCUAAUCAUCUCAAGGACUUCAGCAAUGAAAUGGCUAACAAGCUGGAAAACGUGACAAUCAUAAUAUCUGACAAUCCAUAUAUACAUAAAAUUCCGCAACAGUUUCAACACAGAAACAUUUGUAGAACGCAAAUGGAGAAUGUGUACAUAAAUUGUGGUUGUGAAUUGGUUUGGAUUGAACAAUGGCUAAAAGCUAAAUCAUGUGUUGGUGAAAAACUGUUUUACUGUCAUGUGCCCAUGCAUGGUCAAGUUUUUUCUAGAGACUUUUCCGCUGAUUUACUUGACUGUGGACAAAAUAUUUUCCUUUUACACAUGAUUUUGACAAUCAUAGCUGUUACUAUUGGAGUACUUAGCCUUGCAGCUACUUUGGUUUACAAGUUCUGGUACGAGAUCUACAUUUUGUGGAAAAGAUUGAAACAGAAGAACAUUGACAAGCACCAUCCAGAAUUCACUUACGAUGUCGCAAUCACCUUCAGUGAAGAAGAUGAUCAGCUACGAGAAUGGGUCAUGAAUGUGUUGGUGAUCUGA
Messenger RNA from Mya arenaria, 1230 nucleotides. Its product is annotated as protein slit-like. The coding region runs from base 1 to 1230 and encodes 409 amino acids. The transcript has 2 exons. Gene Ontology annotation, molecular function: protein binding. The record is from RefSeq and is a predicted model, not a curated record. Lineage: Eukaryota; Metazoa; Mollusca; Bivalvia; Myida; Myidae.